AUGGUUCCACUAGAGCCGCCCGCACCUGCCGAGCGCGUGGAUGCUGGUCUUGCAUUCUUGACGGAUUCUUUGUGGUCGGCUGCUGCGCGUCGACGGAUGGCUGAUCGCGGUCCUCCAGGUGGUGAGCCUGCUCGUGCGAUUGAUGAACCACUGGUCUUCGACGCUGAAGGUGUCGAAUCAGCUCCAGACUCGGGUCCUGAAGUCAAAGGCGAUGAUGGUCUAGGUGCAGACUGGAGAAAUCUUGGUUAG
This is a messenger RNA of Exophiala bonariae, 249 nucleotides long. RefSeq lists its product as uncharacterized. The record is from RefSeq and is a predicted model, not a curated record. The transcript has a single exon. The coding region runs from base 1 to 249 and encodes 82 amino acids. NCBI's taxonomy places the organism in Eukaryota, Fungi, Ascomycota, Eurotiomycetes, Chaetothyriales, Herpotrichiellaceae.